AUGCAUAACCGACUAAAAGUACGUACAACUGAAGCACAAAAAGCUGCUGCAGAUCGAGAAAAAGAAAAAAAACUUCAAUUAUAUCGAAAUACUAUCAAUGAUGUAUUUGAGCGCCGGUCUCGUAAUGAAUAUGAUGUUUUAGCAUUGAAAUCAUCUGAAGGACUAUUACGAUCCAAUCCUGAUAUUGUUACUAUAUGGAAUUAUAGAAAAGAAAUACUACUACAUCUGAAACCAUCUGAAGAAAUAAUUAACGAUGAACUUUAUUUAACUGAAAAAUGUUUACAAGUAAAUCCAAAAUCUUAUUCAGCAUGGUAUCACCGAAAUUGGCUUCUAGAUAAUGUAGAUCCUAGUCCAGAUUGGAAUAAAGAAUUGCAACUAUGUACAAAGUAUUUGAAAAUAGACGAAAGAAAUUUUCAUUGCUGGGAUUACCGACAAAUUGUUGCAUCUAAGUGUCAAGAACCAAAUGAAAAUGAAUUGAAAUUUACUAUGGAAAUGAUUGAGGCAAAUUUUUCAAAUUAUUCUGCAUGGCAUUAUCGAUCAAAACUUUUCAGUGCUGCAGGAAAAGAUGAAGAAUCUACCAAAAUUUCAGAAUUAUCAUUGGUGGAAAGCGCAGCAUUUACUGAUCCUUCAGAUCAAAGUGCUUGGAUAUAUCAGCGAUGGCUUAUAGGAAAACUAGAACCAUCCAAGUUUAUAUACAAAGUUUCUCAAAUAAAAAAUGAAAUUUAUCUCAUACUAAACAGAAAAUUACCAAAUAAUUAUAAAAUUAUUGGAUUAGGAGAAACAAAUUGGGAACAAUUCGAUUCAAAAAUUUGGUAUAAAACAGUAGACAAUGUCGGCAGUACCAAAAUACAGAUUAUUGAUGAAGUAAACCAAGUAAUAGAUAAUCUAUCAAUAGAUAAUGUUCAACAAAAUAUAUUUAAUCUUAAUAUUAGUGAACAGCUUCGACUUGUUUUAAAUGGACAACUGGACAGUUUACGUCAACUGUUAGAUAUGGAGCCAGAAAGCAAGUGGGCUUUACUAACUUAUGUGUUACUUCUUUACACAUUAAAACCGAAUAACUAUUUUAAAAAUUGUCUUGAAAACAUUAAAUUAUUAAAAGAACUAGAUACAAAAAGGAAAAAUUAUUAUCAUGACCUCGAAAGCCGGUACCAAAUUGAACAUUGGAUUGCUAACAAUAAUAACAAUAAUAUGGAUAGUGUUAAUUUGAAAGGAUAUGGAUUAACAGCGUUUUAUCAUAUGCACAUGUUUCUAUUUAACAAAAAUAUUGAUUUGAGUGAUAAUGAUUUAUCCCACAGCAAUUUAAAUCAUUUAAAAUAUUUAAUUAUGUGUGAACAAUUAUCACUGAAGAAUUGUAAACUAACGAACUUGGACAAUUUUCCUGCUCUGAAUAAUCUAGAAGUUUUAGAUCUGAGAGAAAAUAAAAUUCAAGAAAUCUCAUACAAAGAGCUAACAAAAUGUAAAUCACUUAAAAAAAUUAUCCUUGAUAAAAAACAAAUAGCUCUUGAUAAAAUAACACAAUGUAUCAAUCAGUCUACUAAUAUUGAAAUUAUGUGA
Macrosiphum euphorbiae (potato aphid) is the source of this 1554-nucleotide messenger RNA. The record is from the annotation of a GenBank genome assembly. NCBI's taxonomy places the organism in Eukaryota, Metazoa, Arthropoda, Insecta, Hemiptera, Aphididae.